Arvicanthis niloticus (Nile rat) is the source of this 3553-nucleotide messenger RNA. RefSeq names its product CDK2 associated cullin domain 1 (gene Cacul1). The record is from RefSeq and is a predicted model, not a curated record. Gene Ontology annotation, molecular function: protein kinase binding; ubiquitin protein ligase binding. Gene Ontology annotation, biological process: ubiquitin-dependent protein catabolic process; positive regulation of protein kinase activity; G1/S transition of mitotic cell cycle. NCBI's taxonomy places the organism in Eukaryota, Metazoa, Chordata, Mammalia, Rodentia, Muridae.
UGGACACCUGGCCUAAACUGCUGGGGGGAGGGGAGGGGAGGGGAGGGGAGGGGAGGGAGAGGGAAACGCGCGGCUGUGUGCAGUCGCGUUGAGGUGACUCAUCGUUCCCUCCCCCUUUUCGCCCAGCUUUCUCCAGGCCGUCCCUCGCAUCACGUGCUUUUCUGGCCGCUCCCCCAGAGCCUUUUCCAAUCGCCCGAAUAAACUGAUGUAAAAUGUCGUGAGGGACGUCGCCGCUUUGCGGCUGCCUCCCUCAGAACCAGACCCCGGGAGUGCCCACCGCAGUCAGUGGUUACUCCGGCAGAGUCGUCCGGACGGAGGGCGAAAGCAGUCAGUACGUCACUGGAUUUUCCGCCGCACUCGCGAGGGCUCCGGGCGAUGUGAACUCGAGGCGGCUGCUGUGCUCCCAGGCCCGAGGGCUGAGGUGGGCGGGCAGGUGCCUGGGAAGCCGCGGCCCGGCGGGAUGGAGGAGAGCAUGGAGGAGGAAAUGCUCACCUACGAGGCAAUGAUGGACGACCAGAAUCACAACAACUGGGAGGCCGCCGCAGACAGCUUCCGGCAGCCUCCGCCGGCCCCGCCGCUGCCCCCGCCGCGGCCCUCGUCGUCCAUCCCAGAUCCUGGCCGAGAACUCCCGGGGGGACAGCUGCUGGCUGUGCACGCGGGCUCCAUGGACAGGAAGGGUCCUAAGGAAGGGCUCCCGAUGGGGCCUCCGCCCUUGCCGGAGCCAAACGGGGUGAUUAUGAUGUUGAAGAGCUGCGACGCAGCCGCCGCGGUGGCCAAGGCGGCUCCUGCCCCCACCCCCAGCUCCACCAUCAACAUCAACACCUCCACCUCCAAGUUCCUAAUGAAUGUUAUAACAAUUGAAGACUAUAAGAGCACAUACUGGCCAAAAUUAGAUGGUGCCAUAGAUCAACUUUUAACCCAGAGUCCUGGUGACUAUAUACCUAUAUCCUAUGAACAGAUUUACAGUUGUGUGUAUAAGUGUGUGUGCCAGCAGCACUCAGAACAGAUGUACAGUGAUCUGAUUAAAAAAAUAACCAGCCACUUAGAGCGAGUCUCCAAGGAGCUGCAGGCCAGCCCUCCAGACCUCUAUAUUGAAAGAUUUAAUAUAGCUCUGGGACAGUAUAUGGGAGCAUUGCAGAGCAUCGUGCCUCUUUUCAUAUAUAUGAAUAAGUUUUACAUAGAAACUAAGCUUAACAGAGACCUAAAAGAUGACCUUAUAAAACUGUUUACGGAACACGUUGCAGAGAAGCACAUCUACAGCCUAAUGCAAUGGGUUCAGAUGGCUCCGACAUUGUUUUCUAAGUUUAUUCCAAACAUUCUGCCCCCGGCUGUGGAAUCUGAACUUUCUGAGUAUGCUGCCCAAGAUCAAAAGCUUCAAAGAGAACUUAUACAGAACGGUUUUACCAGAGGUGACCAGUCCCGGAAGAGAGCUGGAGAUGAGUUGGCUUAUAACAGUCCAUCCGCUUGUGCAAGUUCCAGGGGCUAUAGAUAGUGACUGUUGAACUACGUUUCUCCCAAGAGAAGACACACUGGAGCUACAGAAACUGUUCCAGGCACAGUGGGGCCUGCACCACUCAGGAGCUCUGUCAAAGGCUGUUCUCAGAGAGGAUACCAGACUUCUUUCUUUGAUUUUCAGUUUUUAAAAACAAGAACUAACAAAAACAAUUGCUGCUAGACUGGAGGGUGAUUUUUGAAAUGGGACAAUCUUUUAAUCUACAGAGCAAGUGUCUUGGAGAGGGGCCGUUGCUAACGUGAAGCUCAACGUUUGAAUCAGCUUCCUCCAGAAAUACAAGAAAGAAAGAUUUUUUUUUAAAGCACUUGUCUUGUUCAUUUGUGGACUUGGAACAUGGUGUCUCAUGUCAAGAUAUCUUUGCUUAAAACCAAGCAAAUGUUACAAUACAGUGUUUUUACCCAUGCCCCAAACAAAUUCAAAUUGGUCUGUGUUUAGCAAUUAGUCUUGUGGAGGAAAUGCUAACAACUGCUUUCACUGUUACUUUCCCUAUCAAUUCCCGUUUUCAACUGUGUGCCUUGAGCUUUGUGCACUUUGCAGCUAUGUGACCACGUCAUUAAUCUUACAAUGCUUCCCAGAGAAGUUGAUAUCUCAGACUGGCCCACCAAAGCCUCUGAUAUGGCUUUACGUUUGUAGCAGAACCUGAUUGAGAAAAUGGAAGCACUAGAGGCUGGUCAGAAUUCACCCUGCUGUCUCAGCUCUCAUGGGGACCAACUCUUUCUGAGUGGUUUCCAUUCUAUCCCCUGAUCUUAGCCUCGAGUAGGGUUGAGCCCUCCCUGGUUUCGAGUUGUGAUACUGUAGAGAUUGCCCAACAGUGGGGGCUGCUCCCUAGGUUCCCUCUUGAGAUGAAUAGUUUUUAAAGUCAAAUAUGGUGAAUAGUUCUUGGUCCAUCUCAUUUUAAUGGGUACAUUUAAUAUGUAUAAAAGGUCAGCUCCACCCUGCAUCUUAUAAACAUCAUGUUUGAUAUUUGAGUGCAACAGGGAGAGUUUGCACUGUUGUUUGAAAGCUCCUUUGAGCUGUGGUAAAGCUGUAUUGCCUGUUUCACUACACCAACAGUGCUCUUUAGUUCCUCACAAAAGUCUGAAGCUUGUCUAGUUGUGUUCAUUAAUAAACAAAACUAGACAUGGCAAGGGAAAAGUAUUUUUCUCCUCAAGUUUGCUUGAAUGUGAAGUGAGCAUUGGCUUUGUGCUACCAGGCUCCAUCUGACAGUGAUGCUGACCAUUCAGAGAAUGCCCCCUAAGCUACUGCUCCCAACUCAGUGGGCAACAGAGUUAGAAGUGGAAUACCAGGGACAAGAACAUUAACCCAGUAGCAGUCCUGUGUUUGUAAACAAUGUUCCAGGGGAGGAAUAAUUAAGACCUGACAGCUUGAUUCUUUCAGGUACUUGUCUGCAGUUGGUAGAGUUUAGGGCUGGGGGGUGGUGGGUAAUUGGCUUCAUUUCAUUUGGGUUAUAUUGAAGAACUUGAGUAGGGACAAGUAGACUCUUGUUAUGGUCUGCACAGCUUUUUCUGCUCUAAUGUCGAGGGGAGAUUUCAUUUUAUCAAAAAGCCCAGUUUACUUUUCUGAUGGAAUGCUCACCAUAGAGUUGUAAAUAUCAUUUGGAACUGGUUUCUUCUACACAGCUUUAAUAUUUUUGACAAUAGCAAAGUUGGAACAUUUCUUGAAACAUAAUAGGUUAGUGGUUUGUCUGGGAGAGAGUGCUCUUCUUUUUCUCCAAAAGAACUUUCCCUAUAUAAAAGCAUUAUAUUAAAUAAAUUGGCAUUAAAGUGGGUGCUUUUGUGUUAGUAAAUUAAUGGAGAAAUAGUCAUAUUCUGUUUUAGCACAAAAUAGGCAGGGGAAAGCCUGUAAAAUUCUCAUUCUCUGAGUCAAAGCUGGGUACCACUGUGCUGGUACUAAAAGACAUGGGGAAAGUGAUGUGUCCUGGUGGUUAAGAAGGCUUUACAGUUUGUAAAACUUCAGCUGAAAUUGACACUUCUUGUUAAUUGAAAUCUUUACAGAAGUCUUAGUCUCCAACUAUGAGGAAAUAAAAUCUUUUCCCUCUCA